This is a messenger RNA of Closterium sp. Naga37s-1, 645 nucleotides long. Lineage: Eukaryota; Viridiplantae; Streptophyta; Zygnematophyceae; Desmidiales; Closteriaceae. The record is from the annotation of a GenBank genome assembly.
AUGCUUGACCCAUCUCGUCCAUUCAACACCACUCACAUCCCUCACCCUCCCGUCCACGCCUUCCCUGCUACCCCCCUCCAUUUUCAGCCUCCUGACGUCUCUCGAGCUCGAAUCGCCAUUCACCUGUCAUCCCAUCAUCAGCUUCCAAUUGAAUCACACCCCCUCGACUCCCCGUUCGCCGUCGCCCCAUCAUCUACCGCCAUCGUACUCACGCGCCCCUCCCUCCCGUCCAUGCCUUCCCUGCAACCCCCCUCCAUUUUCAUGCUUCUGACGUCUCUCAAGCUCGACUCCCCGUUCGCCCGUCGUCCCAUCGUCAACUUCCGAUUGAAUCACACCCCGUUCCCAUUCCUGUAUGCCUUCCCUUCUCCCUUCGCCCUUCCUUUCAGCCUCCUGACGUCUCUCGAGCUCGACUCUCCAUUCGCCCGUCGCCCCAUCUUCUACCAAAGCCGUACUCACGCGCCCCUCCCUCCCAUCCACCUCUUCCCCGCUCUCCACUCACUCUCUCUCCUCAUUUAUGCCUCAAAACUCACCCCCCUCACUCGCUGCUCCUCCCUUACCUCCCUCACGGCACCUCUUACCGCCUGUUCAGUGCCCAGGGUUUCCGCUCCCUCCUCCACCUCUCCGCACCCCGCUCGAACGCACUAG